UACACAGAACCGUUUCUGAGGUUAGAAGCGCCACCCACUAACGUUAUGCAGAAGUAGAAAGCGAUAUUAAAUGAAGGAAUCAGAGUUUGUCUGCCAGGCAGCUGUUAACCGAUACUGAAGUUUGUCUCCAGGAACAGGAGCGUUCUUUUGUAUUCAUCACUUAUAGGUUACCUCUCAUACAAACACUUGUUGGACAUGGGGUUUCUUCUGACCAAGAUGAUGGCUGUGUUCGGUGACAGAGAGCACAAAGUCAUCAUUGUUGGUUUGGACAAUGCUGGAAAGACAACCAUCCUCUAUCAGUUUCUGACGAAGGAAGCCGUCCACACAUCCCCAACCAUUGGCAGCAACGUUGAGGAGAUCACCGUAGGUAAAACAAACUUCAUGGUUUGGGAUAUCGGAGGACAGGAGAGCCUUCGAGCCAGCUGGUACUCAUACUACGGCAACACAGAGAUUGUCAUUUUGGUUGUGGACAGCACCGACCGUGAACGUCUCAAUCUCACUAAAGACGAACUGCACCGAAUGCUCGCACAUGAGGACCUACAGAAUGCAGCCGUUCUUAUUUUGGCUAACAAACAGGACGUGAAAGGCUCGAUGACAGCGGCAGAGAUCUCCCAGUGCCUCACACUCGACUCAAUCUCAUCACACUCAUGGCAUGUUCAAGCCUGCUGUGCCCUGACAGGAGAGGGUCUGCCUGCCAGUCUGGACUGGAUGAAGUCACGGGUUAUUGCAAACUAGAGCACACUCCAGUGGAUCAAACUUCCUCAAACUGAGCCAACCUUGAAAGGCACUGCAGAUUCCACAUGUCAGGAAUAAACAGUGGUAACUUUUGGGGCAAAAUCCUGUGAACAUGACGUCUGUGAUACAGCCUGCCUCACCACACAUAUAGUAUUACACAGCUGUGUGAGGCCUCAGGGUGGACGAACAAGAGAGAAGAGAGGUGAAUGAGGUGCAGAGAGGUGCACCAUCUUUAUGUUAGACAUCCUCCCUGACCAGAAAUAUCACAUUCCACUACAACUACUUCCUUAAUCUCAAUUGAUUAUUUCAUUUCAGUGGGCUUAACAAGGGACAACAGGUUACUUUAUUGCACAGUAAAGUAAAGUAGUAACUAAGGUAACUACUACAACUGAACACGUUGUACCAAAAAUGUUAAAACAUACAUUUAAGGCAGAUAGAUCACAGAUGAUAACUAAUAACACUAAAGCAUAAUCUAUGUUGUGUGUUGUGUUGUUUUUCUCAUAUUUAAAUUUUAUUAGGUUAAUCUGGUGCCCUUUUGGUUCCCUUGUGCCUUCACAUAUAAAUAGCUUUAAACGUGACCAUCAUAAUCUCAUUUUGGCAACCGAUUUAGUAGCCUACCUCACUAGUUACAAAACAGCUUUCCAAUUACAAAGUCAGUUUAUUAGCUGACUAUUAUUAAGCUUCUAUCAUGAAAAGACUUUUACACAAUAACAGAGAAGAAACUAUAGAGAACAUACUGUAGCUCUUGUGGCCUCAGAAACUGCAAUAUUGGUAUACAAGUCUGCACUACAUGUAUUAAAUUAUAUGUUAUGCCAUUGAACAGCAGGACUUCUAUGUUAGACCUGAACAUGUUUUGUAAUUUAUUUUAGAAAAACAAAGCUCUUGAACUAUAUUUACUGUAUAAUUCCGCAGUUUCCUGAAUAGGAAAAUGAGCUAGCUGCUAAGGACUAUGAGUCAUAUUUCAAAUGUAUAUAUUGUAUUGUGUAUUUUUUAAAUAAAUAGUAUUAUUGCAAACAUA
This is a messenger RNA of Sander lucioperca (pikeperch), 1753 nucleotides long. RefSeq names its product ADP-ribosylation factor-like 5C (gene arl5c). The transcript has 6 exons. NCBI's taxonomy places the organism in Eukaryota, Metazoa, Chordata, Actinopteri, Perciformes, Percidae. Gene Ontology annotation, biological process: vesicle-mediated transport; intracellular protein transport; protein localization to Golgi membrane. Gene Ontology annotation, cellular component: cytoplasm; trans-Golgi network. The record is from RefSeq and is a predicted model, not a curated record. Bases 196 to 735 code for a protein of 179 amino acids. Gene Ontology annotation, molecular function: GTPase activity; GTP binding.